AUGCCUCCGCGCAUUUCAGUCCAGCCCUCUUUGAAGGCUUUCACCGGAUCGUCUUAUGGAUAUAACCCAUUGACCGCGGCCAACACUUCUAUUCGCGCUGCAUCCAGCAAGGCUCAAGUUCGGAGGAAACAUGAUCCUUUCUUGAUGGCUCAGGCGCGUCAACGCAAAGCCGCCAAUGUUUCUCGCCAAAAAGUCCUUGCGGUGGAACGGGAAUCCUCGUUGGGCGACCCCGUGAAGAGCCGGCCGACACCCUUUAUACAAGAGGUCACAGCAAUCCAUACCGAAUCGCACAUUCCCUCCACCUUGAACGCAGACCUCAACUAUUACCUGAACUCCAAUGAGCUGGAUGCCGCCCUGGGGUUCUCUAAGGACUUGACAGAACCUCUUCAGGCCGUCGACCGCGACACUGCCGAUCCUCAAGCCGAGAAGGACGCACUUGCCGCUCACAAAGAAGCUCACCAAAAUGCCCAAGAAGCGAUCAAGCGAAUUGUGAACCUUAACAAUGGAAACACCAAGGACCGGGUGCGUCUCAACAUCAUGAAGUGCAUCGAGACAUUCGGAAGACAUUACACAGACUCGGUUCUACCACCAAAGCCUUCGGCCGUGGCUCAUGAGUCUGCUCCUGUUCACCCGGAGCGGGCACCUCGCGUGGGACCCGAUACCGGUUCUCCAGAGGUCCAAGCAGCGAUCUUGACUGUGAAGAUCAUGAACCUGUCCCGACACCUCGAGUCCGCCAACAAAGACAAGCACAACAAGCGCAACAUGCAACUACUCAUUCACAAGCGACAGAAGUUGUUGCAGUAUAUCCGCAAAAAGGAGCGGGGAGGACCCCGUUGGCAAAACCUAAUGGAAACAUUGGGACUGUCUGAUGCUGCCUGGAAGGGAGAGAUUGCUCUAUAA
Penicillium antarcticum is the source of this 900-nucleotide messenger RNA. Its product is annotated as mitochondrial 37S ribosomal protein uS15m. Gene Ontology annotation, cellular component: ribosome. Lineage: Eukaryota; Fungi; Ascomycota; Eurotiomycetes; Eurotiales; Aspergillaceae. Gene Ontology annotation, biological process: translation. The coding region runs from base 1 to 900 and encodes 299 amino acids. The record is from RefSeq and is a predicted model, not a curated record. Gene Ontology annotation, molecular function: structural constituent of ribosome. The transcript is spliced from 2 exons.